GCCCCCUGGACAUCCUGGCGGAGGUGGUCCCUUCUGAUGGCGCCACAAGCGGGAUCAGGAUAGUUCAGGUUCACGGUGCCCGGGGACUCCAGCUCUCGGCAGCCGCCCCCCACGUCAUGAGCUUCCCUGCAUCCAGGAUUUUCUCCCAGUGUGACCUCUUCCCUGAAGAAUUUUCCAUCGUUGUAACCUUGAGAGUUCCCAGUCUUCCACCCAAGAGGAACGAGUACCUGCUGACGGUGGUGGCGGAGGAGAGCGACCUGCUGCUGCUCGGCCUGCGGUUCUCGCCUGCCCAGCUGCACUUCCUGUUCCUUCGCAAGGACAGGGCCGGCGCCUGGCAGACCCGAGUGUCCUUCCGCAGCCCGGCCCUGGUGGACAGUCGCUGGCACACGCUGGUCCUGGCUGUGUCUGCAGGCGUCUUCUCCCUCACCACGGACUGCGGCCUCCCAGUAGACAUAAUGGCCGAUGUGCCCUUCCCGGCCACCCUGUCAGUGAGAGGAGCUCGAUUCUUCGUCGGCAGCCGGAGGAGAGCCAAAGGCCUGUUCACGGGCCUGGUGAGGCAGCUGGUCCUGCUGCCCGGCUCAGACGCCACCCCAAGGCUGUGUCCCAGCAGGAAUGCCCCACUGGCGGUGCUGUCCAUCCCACGGGUCCUGCAGGCUCUCACGGGGAAGCCAGAAGAUAACGAGGUGCUAAAAUAUCCCUACGAAACCAACAUUCGAGUGACGCUGGGACCCCGGCCACCAUGCACCGAGGUGGAAGACGCCCAGUUCUGGUUUGAUGCUAGCCGGAAGGGGCUGUACCUGUGUGUUGGCAACGAGUGGGUCUCCGUGUUAGCAGCCAAAGAAAGACUGGACUACGUGGAGGAGCAUCAGAACUUGUUCACCAACUCAGAGACCCUGGGCAUCGAGGUGUUCCGCAUCCCUCAGGUGGGGCUUUUUGUGGCCACAGCCAAUCGCAAAGCCACAUCCGCGGUCUACAAGUGGACGGAAGGGAAGUUCGUCUCCUAUCAGAACAUCCCCACGCACCAAGCACAGGCCUGGAGACAUUUCACCAUCGGGAAAAAGAUCUUCCUGGCAGUGGCUAAUUUUGAACCAGAUGAAAAGGGUCAGGAGUUCUCUGUCAUUUACAAAUGGAGCCACAGAAAGCUGAAGUUUACCCCAUAUCAGAGCAUUGCCACACACAGCGCCCGAGACUGGGAGGCCUUCGAGGUGGAUGGGGAGCACUUCCUGGCGGUGGCCAACCACCGGGAAGGCGACAACCACAACAUCGACAGCGUCAUCUACAAGUGGAACCCGGCAACCCGGCUCUUUGAGGCCAACCAGACCAUUGCCACCUCUGGCGCCUACGACUGGGAGUUCUUCAGUGUGGGGCCCUACUCGUUCCUGGUGGUGGCCAACACCUUCAACGGCACCUCCACAAAGGUGCACUCGCACCUCUACAUCCGGCUCCUGGGCUCCUUCCAGCUCUUCCAGUCCUUCCCGACAUUCGGUGCUGCGGACUGGGAGGUCUUUCACAUCGGGGAGAGGAUCUUCCUCGCUGUGGCGAACAGUCACAGCUACGAUGUGGAGAUGCAAGUCCAGAAUGAUUCCUACGUCAUCAACUCAGUCAUCUACGAGCUGAACGUGACUGCGCAGGCCUUUGUCAAGUUCCAGGACAUCCUCACCUGCAGCGCUCUGGACUGGGAGUUUUUCUCAGUGGGAGAAGAUUACUUCCUGGUCGUUGCUAACUCCUUUGAUGGGCGCACCUUCUCGGUGAACAGUAUUAUUUACAGGUGGCAGGGCUACGAGGGCUUCGUGGCAGUGCACAGCCUCCCCACCGUCGGCUGCAGGGACUGGGAGGCCUUCAGCACCACGGCCGGCGCCUACCUCAUCUACUCCAGCGCCAAGGAGCCCCUCUCCAGGGUCCUGCGGCUGAGGACGCGCUGAGGCCGCGGCUGUUCAGGAGCAACUGGGGUGGCCAGGCGGGGCGGGACCCCAGCACCUCCCCCCAAGUGGCCCUGGACGUCCAGGUGGGCCGAGCCUAGGGCAGCCCAGGCCUGGGCAUCAGGCAGGGUGCAGGUGGAGCCAUCUGCAGCCCUAGUUGGGGCAGGGACAUCCAUCCACCUCUGGGUCCUUCUAAGCCACAGCCCCAGGGACGGUCUGGGUCUUACAGGUGGAGGCCCAGAGCCCCUGCCAGCACUCGCUCAUCUGAGUGUCAAGCAGGGAUUUCGCUGUCAAGGAACCAUUUCUAUAAAUUUUUACCUCAAACAACAGGACCUCGGCUUGUGUCCCCGCUCCUGCAGUGUGCACCCAGCCGCCUGAGCAGGCGUGGUGCCGUCCCACCAUCGCCGCCACCUAUUUAUUGUGUUUUAUCUGAACAGAACUGUAUUUAUAUUGCUCUUUACAAAAGCACGGGUGCUCCUCUCUCGGCAGUGGGUGGGCACAGCCCCUCACCACGGACACCUCCCCGUACAGGGGACACUUCCCCAUACAGGGAGAGGCGUCCCUCCCAGCCUCAGUUUACCCAUAAAUGCACUGGGGCGAGGUCAGAAAUCACAAGCCUGGGCAUGGCCUGGGUCACACCCCCUCCCCACGGCCCCACCCACAGGGACCUCAGCUUCUGGACCUGGGAUUUUUUCCCUAUUCAGCAGCAUUUUAACCACAUGUCGUCCAGCUGACUGGGACUCAGGCUGCGUGCCUCCAUCUGCCUGUGUGCUGGCUGUCCUAGCGCCCUGGGACAUCCUCUGCUGGCCCUCCUGUGGUCAUCUCGUCUCUGCAGCCAGGAGAGCUGCUUGUCCAUCUGUCACAGGCAGCAAGGAUGAGAGGGGUUGAUGGGCGCAAGGCCCCGGGGCUCCUCCCUCUUAACCUAUGUGGAUGCCAGAGAAACCCCUCCCCCAUGAGAAGAGGCUCAGAUAGCAGCCUCCAGGGCCAUGCAGCCCAGACCAGACCUGCCAGGGUCUUUCAGGAACUGUACUCCUGCUUCUGCGACACCAAUCAGAACAGCAGCGAUCCUGAGAGGGUUUACAAUUUGCUUUUUCCGCCAAUCAGAACUGUGGACAAAACUUCCUGUUUUCUACACCGCAGCUGUCUGUUCACCUUCAGCUCAGAGAGAACUCCUGACCUUUCAUAAUGAAAUGGAAGCCUCCCCUUGUGUGGCAAAUAAUAAACUCAGUGUCUACUUUACCCGGCUUUGGGAUCUUCGUGUUUUCCCUGGGCUCGCUGUUUUCCAGCCAUCACUGUGGCCAGUGGAGAGCCACUCCCCUCUGGGGCAGUCUCCGAGAGCCUCCUUCCCCUCUGUCCGGCCAGCAAGACUUUCCCAAGCAUCCUGAGAGCCUCCUUCCCCUCCGUCUGGCCAGCAAGGCUUUCCCAAGCAUCGUGAGAGCCUCUUUCCUCUCUGUCCGACCAGCAAGACUUUCCCAAGCAUCCUGAGAGCCUCUUUCCCCUCUGUCCAGCCAGCAAGACUUUCCCAAGCAUCCUGAGAGCCUCCUUCCCCUCCGUCUGGCCAGCAAGGCUUUCCCAAGCAUCGUGAGAGCCUCUUUCCCCUCUGUCCAGCCAGCAAGACUUUCCCAAGCGUCCUGAGAGCCUCUUUCCCCUCUGUCCAGCCAGCAAGGCUUUCCCAAGCAUCGUGAGAGCCUCUUUCCCCUCUGUCCGACCAGCAAGACUUUCCCAAGCGUCCUGAGAGCCUCCUUCCCCUCUGUCUGGCCAGCAAGACUUUCCCAAGCGUCCUGAGAGCCUCUUUCCUCUCUGUCCAGCCAGCAAGACUUUCCCAAGCAUCCUGAGAGCCUCCUUCCCCUCUGUCCAGCCAGCAAGACUUUCCCAAGCGUCCUGAGAGCCUCCUUCCCCUCUGUCUGGCCAGCAAGACUUUCCCAAGCGUCCUGAGAGCCUCCUUCCCCUCUGUCCAGCCAGCAAGACUUUCCCAAGCAUCCUGAGAGCCUCUUUCCUCUCUGUCCGACCAGCAAGACUUUCCCAAGCAUCCUGAGAGCCUCUUUCCCCUCUGUCCAGCCAGCAAGACUUUCCCAAGCGUCCUGAGAGCCUCCUUCCCCUCUGUCCAGCCAGCAAGACUUUCCCAAGCGUCCUGAGAGCCUCCUUCCCCUCUGUCCAGCCAGCAAGACUUUCCCAAGCGUCCUGAGAGCCUCUUUCCCCUCUGUCCAGCCAGCAAGACUUUCCCAAGCAUCCUGAGAGCCUCCUUCCCCUCUGUCCAGCCAGCAAGGCUUUCCCAAGCGUCCUGAGAGCCUCUUUCCUCUCUGUCCGACCAGCAAGACUUUCCCAAGCGUCCUGAGAGCCUCCUUCCCCUCUGUCCAGCCAGCAAGGCUUUCCCAAGCAUCCUGGGCAGGGGGUCGGACCCUGCUUUCCACCAAGUCAUUCAGGGGCUCCUGAUCACACACGAUUGGCCUCACUGGGUCAGCACUUGUGAAAGGAAGAUAAAAACUUGAGACCACAAUUCACUCAACCAAGAAGAAAAAGUCAAGCUGCAAGCUGAGUCCUGCAAGAAGCUGCCUUUCCCUUUGCCCCUAAGCAGACAGCGACAGACGAGAGGGUCAGCAUCUCCACCAGUGACUGCUCUGUGUGCACCUUACCUCAUGGAAAGUACCGAUUUACUGAGCACGAGAUAAACAGGUAACUGACCGUUCCCACCUGCUCCUUUUCUCCUGCAGCGUGGGGCAAUCAGUCAUGUGACCACACCCUCCUCCCUCUGCCCCCUCCAGCCAGCUUUUGCCCUUGACUGAAGGCCUCAACAUCAUCUUGGGAGAGAGGCACAGACCUGUCUCCUGGGUGCGUCCUUAGCCUUGGCAAAUAAACUUCUCCGUUGACUGAG
This is a messenger RNA of Rhinopithecus roxellana (golden snub-nosed monkey), 4791 nucleotides long. It is a transcript of the gene TSPEAR, whose product is annotated as thrombospondin type laminin G domain and EAR repeats. Gene Ontology annotation, biological process: signal transduction. Lineage: Eukaryota; Metazoa; Chordata; Mammalia; Primates; Cercopithecidae. The transcript has 11 exons. The record is from RefSeq and is a predicted model, not a curated record. The coding region runs from base 117 to 1922 and encodes 601 amino acids.